GGCGUUCAGUUGGUGGGUGAAUUACUCUGCAGCUCAAUACUUCCUUGUCAUCCUUCCUGCAUCAUCAUUCCAGCUAUUAAUCACGACACCAAGCAACCUUUGUAUUCAUAAUCUACACAUCUUUUGCGAUGCAGUAUUCUUUUAUUGCAGGGACCCUUAUGGUUGGAGCCGUUACAGCUUUCCCAUUUGUUGCUACAAUGCCGGGUGUCGACUCUAGUCUAUUAAACAGAAAUAAACAGCAGCAACCAGACUCUACAUCUUGCCCAUUCAAUGCAAAUCAUGUCAAUGCUCCGGGUAUCUCAGAUGCUUACCCAUACAACGGUGCCAGGAAUGGCCUUCCAGGUAGAGGAAAGGGAGGCUAUCAGGUUCCCGCUCGUGGAGAUACUGAUCAUCAAUUCAUCGCUCCAAAACCGACCGAUAUACGUGGGCCUUGUCCAGGAUUGAACGCGGCCGCCAAUCACAACUUCCUUGCUCGAGAUGGCAUUACUACAUAUAAUGAGCUUGUCGAUGCCCAACAAAACUUGUACAACGUUGGUUAUGAGUUAGCCAAUCUUCUUGCUGUUCUCGGCCUUACAUUAACCGAUGGCGAUAUCGUAACCGAGAAACUGUCCAUCGGGUGUGAUGCCACCUCACGAACAUAUUUUUCACCAGCUACGAGUGGUUCAGAGCCGGGCUUGAAUGCACACAACAAGUUCGAGGCUGAUACAUCCCUCACACGCAGUGAUCACUUCCUUGCUAAUGGCGAUAAUUACUCAUUUAAUGGAACACUUUUUGGAAUGAUGACGGAAACUACUAGUGGCAACUACAAUCGUGAUGGACUUGCUACAUACCGAGCCCAGCGUUACCAACAAUCUCUCAAGGACAACCCAAACUUCUAUUUCGGCCCCUCUUCUCUGCUCCUCUUUGGUGCUGCCUCUUUCUUGUACGAGUUGAUGCCAUCUGGAACAAAAAAUUACGCACCAGAUUAUGAUACUAUUUCUUCAUUUUUCGGUGUCGAGAAAAAUUCAGAUGGUUCAUAUUCUUUCACGGGCGAGGAAAGAAUCCCAGACAACUGGACAAACCGUGCCACUCCAUAUUCCAACACCGACGCCGCAGAUGAAAUUAUCGCUCUCUAUUCGCAAAACCCAGUUUUGUUUGGUGGUGCUACUGGAAAUGGUGGUUUUGAUCUUAUCAAUUUUGGUUGCAUCAAAAAUGGAACAUUGAUUGCUACGCCUGGUUCUCUCGAGGCUUCUUGCUUGCUCUAUCAGCUUGCUACACAAGAUAUUCCUUCUUCGUUAAAUGGUGUUUUUACUCCAUCAAUUAGCACACUUGAAUUCGUUGCGAAAAAGCUGAAUCCUUCGUUUGGAAAUUUAGGUUGUCCAAUUGCUCUUACGUAAAGGUUUAGGGAACAAGAUACGGGCUUUCUUUUUGUAUAUGUAUAAUUUUUCUGAAGAUUCGGAGAUGGAUUUUUUGUUGCUCAUGAGUGUUGUUAUUUCGAAAGAGAACAAAACGCCCAUUCUACUUCUAUUAAUCUUACAUAUCUACACACCCAAAUAUUCUCUGCUUGCACGGAAACAUAAAAUGUAAGAAUAUCAUAAACA
This is a messenger RNA of Botrytis cinerea B05.10, 1580 nucleotides long. It is a transcript of the gene Bcprd9, whose product is annotated as Bcprd9. The transcript has a single exon. Lineage: Eukaryota; Fungi; Ascomycota; Leotiomycetes; Helotiales; Sclerotiniaceae. Gene Ontology annotation, molecular function: peroxidase activity. The record is from RefSeq and is a predicted model, not a curated record. Bases 129 to 1376 code for a protein of 415 amino acids.